GCCUUUCCGAAAAAGUAGGCGGUAAUUAUCAGUGGAAAAUGGCGAACAGCCAUUAGUUGGAAAGGGGGUACCUGCGAUUGGAGGGGUACCUGGGAUUGAUGAGGCGCAGUGGCCAAUGAGACUGCGGCGACUGAAUGACCGGGCCCCAGUUAAAGGGGGCGUAAAAGGAGAAAUUGCCAGUCCAGUGAGAAAGAGAGACCCACCGAGAUAAACACAGACAAACGAAAGAAAUAAACACAACCAAUCGGAACGACAAUCCGAGAUGCAUCGAGGAUCCGCAAUCUGUGAGAGGAAGCUCGAGUGAGACAAUUAUUCAUUCUUGAUGUUUGUGUAAAAGCACAGGCAUUCAGUAAUUCUCAAGGAAAAACGCAAAGGAAUCUUUUCGCAUCUUUUCAUGGGGAUUGUGAGUUACAAGUGAAGUACGAGGGAAAAUAUAUAGAAGCGCUCAGUAAGACAAACCUUAGGUUGCGUUUUGCUACCAGCGGAUCAUCGCUUUGAACUUCGCCUGAUGUGUUUUUCACGUUCGGAAAGCGAGACCUCCGUAGAAGGCUAGGCGUCUUAUUUUUAUUUAUUUUAUUUUUUUGCUUACAGUUGAACUGACUUGCUGCUACACAUACAUUUGUUUCCAACAAAAUUUCUGUUCGCUGAGAAAACAUGUUACUGGACGCUGGUCACCAGUUCCCUGGUUUGGGAGUUGGCACGUUUGCCAGACAUCACUCAUCAAGCGAAAUGCAGGACAGAGACUUGAGUUUAGCACAGAAUAGCUUUGUCGAUUCUGCACACAUGGGUGCUUUUAAACUGAACCACGAUCUCUCUCCGGGACAGAGCUCUGCUUUCACCUCUCAGGCAGCGGGCUACCCCGCUGCUGCUCUGGGUGCGCAUGCUGCUCAUGUCACGUCGUACGCGAGUUCGCCUUUUAACUCUACCAGGGAGUUUCUCUUUCGGAGCCGCGGCUUCGGAGAAUCGUCUCCGGCGAGCAGCCAGCAUGCUCUCUUCGGCCCCACGGCGGGGUCUCUCCAUCACUCCCAUGCAGACGGUCAGGGCCACAUAUUAUUUCCUGGGAUCCACGACCAGCAUGGAUCCCACGGGUCUCCGAAUGUGCUCAACGGACAAAUGCGACUUGGACUACCGGGGGAAGUUUUUGGGCGAUCGGAUCAAUAUCACCAGGUCUCCAGCCCCAGGACCGACCCUUACUCUGCAGCCCAGCUCCACAAUCAGUAUGGCUCCAUGAAUAUGAACAUGGGCAUGAAUAUGGCAGCCCAUCACCACCCCGGUGCCUUCUUCCGCUACAUGCGGCAACAGUGCAUCAAACAGGAGCUCAUCUGCAAGUGGAUCGACCCGGAGCAGCUCAGCAACCCGAAGAAGAGUUGCAAUAAAACUUUCAGCACAAUGCACGAGCUGGUGACUCAUGUCUCGGUAGAGCAUGUCGGAGGUCCAGAGCAGAGCAAUCACGUCUGCUUCUGGGAAGAGUGUCCGAGAGAAAGCAAGCCUUUCAAAGCCAAAUAUAAAUUGGUGAACCACAUCCGAGUCCAUACGGGAGAGAAGCCCUUUCCUUGCCCAUUCCCUGGAUGUGGCAAGGUUUUCGCGCGGUCUGAAAACUUGAAGAUACACAAGCGAACGCAUACAGGAGAGAAACCAUUCCAGUGUGAGUUUGACGGCUGUGACAGACGCUUUGCCAACAGCAGUGACCGAAAGAAGCACAUGCACGUCCACACCUCAGACAAGCCGUAUCUCUGCAAAAUGUGUGACAAGUCGUACACGCACCCCAGCUCUCUCAGAAAGCACAUGAAGGUUCAUGAAUCAUCUCCUCCGGCGUCUGACUCCUCGCCAGCAGCCAGUUCCGGCUACGAGUCCUCGACACCCCCUGGUCUGGUGUCCCCAUCGACUGAGACCCAGAGCAACAACAAUCUGUCGCCCGCGUCAGCGGUUCACAACAACAGCGGACACAGCAGCCUGUCGUCCAAUUUCAGUGAAUGGUAUGUUUAGGACUGAUACUGCAGUACCAAUUCACAGGAAGAAAG
Molecule: messenger RNA, 2021 nt
Organism: Megalops cyprinoides (Indo-Pacific tarpon)
Lineage: Eukaryota; Metazoa; Chordata; Actinopteri; Elopiformes; Megalopidae
Product: zinc finger protein ZIC 2-like
Exons: 3
Coding region: 655-1986 (443 amino acids)
Biological process (GO): central nervous system development; regulation of transcription by RNA polymerase II
Cellular component (GO): nucleus
Molecular function (GO): RNA polymerase II cis-regulatory region sequence-specific DNA binding; DNA-binding transcription factor activity, RNA polymerase II-specific
Source: RefSeq, a predicted model, not a curated record